GUAUAUUGUUGUCAUUUUGACAUUAUGAGGAAAAUAUAAAAAAAAUCCUGUAAAAGUAAUAUCUGUUUGGUUUUCGAAAAUCUAAAUUUUAGUGUUAACGCUUAAAGUAAUAAAAUGAAAAUCACAGAACCGAAAACGGAUGAAGUGAAAGAAACACCAAACGAAGAAGCAGAAAAAGUCCCUCUCUAUGGCACGUUGCAAUGGAUAUACUACUGGAGUGACUUCGAAGGUCACCUCCCAACCCCCAUCAAUGUUUCCAUAACUGGCUCCAUACCAUAUACGUGCCCUGAAUUAAAAUGGUACAACUUUGAUGUUUUCCCCCAUAAGGUUAAGCUUUCAAACACUGGAUAUACAGUCCUCAUUGGGGCGAAAUGGAAAGCAGAGCGACCGUACUUAGAAGGUGGACCGUUCCAAGACAAGCACAUCUUUUCGCAAAUUCAUUUCCACUGGGGAGCUGACAUGAUGGAGGGCAGUGACCACACAGUCGACGAUAGAAGGUAUCCUGGUGAAAUGCAGGUAACGUUCUUCCGAUCUGAGUACAUGACGCAGGAGGAAGCUCUGCGUCACCCCGACGGAGUUGUAAUGAUAUGUUAUUUGAUAAAGUACGGAGUGAAUCCUGACAAACAUUUAAGCUGGGUAGUCGAAGGAUUCUCAAGGAUUCAGGAAGCUAAGACGAGUACCCGCAUAGGUCCGGAGCCACUGUCACACCUACUGCCAAUGUUUUACGAAGAUUACUUUUUGUAUUGGGGCGAGCUGAGAACUGUCAAGGGGGACAGCUUUGUGGUCCGCUGGCUGGUGCCGAGGGCUUGCUUGUUUGCUUCGUUUGAUCAGAUGAACGAAUUCCGUCAGCUCUGGGACCCGUGGGACGAACCUAAUCUCCGUAAUUUCAGGCCUCUCCAACAAAACGAAAACAGACACGUUUUUUUUAUUAAUUCACACUGGAGCUUGUACAAUACUCUACUGCCGCUACCGAGGGUACCUGAACCUUCAAUAUCAGCUCUUUCACCUGCCUAUGAAAACAAUUUAAGUUUGCUUCCACCACAAAAUGCCUAUAUGCUACCAGAAGAAUCUAAAGAAUGUGAAGAAAAGCUGUAGUUGCUGGAGCUAUGUACUUGUAUUGCAACCUAAUCUAAGCCAUAUUAUGUAUAAGUUUCUGUUGUACCUAUGAAGACGACAAAAAAACAAGAACUGGAUAUCGGGCGCGCAAUUACCUACGAAAUAUAGGAAAAUGGCAGCUAUAAUCGGAGACGCUAAAGAAGUGUCGUCCGGCGGUGUCAUUCGCCAAAGCUGACGGUAGUGCAUGCUGUAACAUUCUGGUCCAGCGAGAUAUUUCGGGACACCAGCAGCAACGCCUGAUGCGGCCUGAAUGACUGCCGCACCGGAACGGCUGACAUAGUGUCGUCGACUAUCAUCUCUACCCCUUCUACUCUGUCCGAGUUUUGAACCCCUAUAUAGAUCGGACGUCGGGUGAGAGAGUUCCAGGGAGGUCGUUUGGUGGAUAGGGCCCCAUAAACAUCCUUGAUCUCAUGGUCUACUCCUAAAAUCUGCAGACCGUGAAAUCCCAUAUGCCCCACGCAUCCCCUAGGGGCAGACACCUCGUAUGAGGUUUGGCACCCUGUCCGAAAAGUCGAGUUCAUAUUGGACUCAUAAGCUAUUUAUCACAAGGUAGGCAGUGAGCUCGUUCAACCACCUAAUCAUAAAGAAUAAAGAAUAUUUAUAAUUUUAAUCACACAUACAUAUUGUUGAUAUAUAUAUUAUUAUAUACUCUUGAUACACCCUCUUUAGAAUCAAAUAAAUUAGGUGCUGUAUCAGCAUGUUCAUCUAAGCAUGCAAAGGCAAUAAAUUAAAAGAUACAUGACGUUUAA
Molecule: messenger RNA, 1865 nt
Organism: Bombyx mori (domestic silkworm)
Lineage: Eukaryota; Metazoa; Arthropoda; Insecta; Lepidoptera; Bombycidae
Product: carbonic anhydrase 1
Exons: 7
Coding region: 115-1095 (326 amino acids)
Molecular function (GO): zinc ion binding; carbonate dehydratase activity
Source: RefSeq, a predicted model, not a curated record